UUGAGAAGAACAGACACGUUUUCUCUAUGGGGACCUUAAGGAUGUCCCACAUGAGGAUGCUCAGAUGGGUUAUACUACUGACGGGGCUCCGGUCAACACAAGCAGAAUUUUCCCUUGAUGUUGCGGACUCGACCGAGUCAACAUACAGUUUAUGGUCAACAACAGCGCUCCCCACCACACCAAAUCUAUUGACAACAACAUUAGCUGAACCAGAUUUUGGUCAUCAAUCCACCAUCUGUAGCACAUGGGGAAAUUUCCACUUCAAGACAUUUGAUGGUCAUUUCUUUCAAACGGCUGACACGUGUAACUACGUUCUGGCCGUAAUGUGCGACACCGCUAUUUCCGAUUUUAACAUCCAAAUGCAAAGAAAGAUUGUGAAUGGCUCCGUCGCAUUCAACUUAAUCACAAUACAGCUGGAGGGAAUAGUCAUCAAACUCAGGGAUGGCAACAUUUUCAUGGACGACCAAGAGGUGUCUAUUCCGAUCAAUCAGAAUGGAAUUAAAAUCGAGGGAAGCUUAUCAAGUGCCAAGAUCUCCAGAUACGGUGUGACUGUCUUUUGGGAGGAAGCAGACCAGUCUGUAGUGAUUCAACUUGCUGAGAAGUACCGAGGCCAAACAUGUGGUCUCUGUGGAGACUUCAAUGGGAACAAGAGAAAUGAUAUCGAUCUCAUUGGUCCAGACAAAUGGAAGGUCUCUUUAUCAGCUGAAUCAUGUGAAAAAGUGACACUACAGCCCAACGAACAGUGUGACAGCCAGGCAAACAUUUGCAAGGAGUAUAUCCAGAGUGCAGGUUUCGACGACUGUCGCCGUGUGCUGGACAUGAGUUCGUUUGAGAAAGCCUGCGCAGACGAUCUGUGUCAAUGUAAAGGCAACCAGGAGUGCGUCUGCAACACGCUCACAGAAAUUUCACGACAGUGCGCACACGCUGGUGGCAAGCCGGGGACAUGGAGAACAGACCAACUCUGCCCAAAGAAAUGUCCGCUGAACAUGGAAUACAUGGAGUGUGGAGGUCCAUGCAAAAACACCUGCUCAGAUCCAGAUGGAAGCCUGUUGUGUACGGAUAACUGUGUAGAUGGCUGUUUCUGCCCGGACGGCACUGUUGAAGAUAUCACUGGCAACGGAGGGUGUGUUCUUAUAAGUAAUUGUCCAUGUGUGCACGAGGGCACAUUAUACCAGACAGGAGAGUCAUACGAACAUGCAUGUAAAUCAUGCGUUUGUGCUGCUGGAUACUGGACUUGUACGGAUCUAGAAUGUCCUGGAAUCUGCUCUGUUGUGGGAGGCUCUCACAUCACCACAUAUGAUGGAAAAACCUUCAGCUUUAAUGGCAACUGUGACUACAUCCUUACUAAGCACUCCAACGAUAGUAAUAUUGCUGUAAUUGGAAAUCUGGCAAAGUGUGAGCCAACCCGAGCAGACACAUGUCUAAAUUCAGUUUCGCUGAUCAUAUUGGGGAACAGAUUGACAACUAUACAAUUUUCGCCCAGUGGGACAGUCACACUAAAUGGAAUCGCUUCAAGUGGGUUUCCAAUCUUCACAGAGAAUGUUGACAUCUUCAAGCCCUCCUCUUCCUACAUUAUCGCUGAUACGAAGGGUCUUCGCCUAGAGAUCCAACUGACUCCAAUCAUGCAGUUGUAUAUUGCAGCCAGCGCUACAGAGAAAGGCAAAUUAAGUGGUCUGUGUGGGAACUAUAAUGACAUCCAAUCAGAUGAUUUCAAAACACAAUCAGGCCUCACAGAGGGAACACCAACAACUUUUGUCAACUUUUGGAAAAAAAACCCAUACAGUUGCACAGAUAUUGAAAACACGUUCGACAACCCCUGCAGUCUGAGUGUGGAAAGAGAAAAACUUGCAAAGGACUGGUGCUCCCGUCUCACAAACCCAAAUGGAACCUUCUCCUCGUGUCAUUCAGAAAUAAGUCCCGUGACUUACUAUCAAAGCUGCGUUUAUGACACCUGUAAGUGUGCUGAUAUCGGGAAGUGUAUGUGCGCCGCCCUCUCCUCCUACGCCCACGCCUGUGCCGCCAGAGGGGUCGUUAUCCAGGGAUGGAUGGAUUCAUAUCCCUGUGAAUCCAAGUGUUCAGACAACAUGAAGUAUGCCUACAACAUCACCAGCUGUCCCAACACCUGUCGCUCUCUCAGCGGGAUUGGUUACGCUUGCAAAGCAUCAUUCACACCUGUAGAUGGCUGUGUUUGUCUUGAGGGCACCUAUCUCAAUGAUGCAGGCACCUGUGUGCAAGGGGAGCAGUGCCCUUGUUUCCAUGACAGCCAGAUCAUUGUUCCUGAAGGGUCCGUCUACGUAGAUGGUGCUAAAUGCUUCUGCAGUUAUGGGAAACUGCACUGCUCCGGUCAAAAAGAAUGUGUGGCUCCAAUGGUCUUCGUCAACUGCUCGGGAAGCGAACAUGGAAAGAAAGGGACAGAGUGUCAAAGGACAUGUCAAAGUCAAGAUCUAAACAACUGUGUGAGCACUGGGUGUGUAUCAGGUUGUGUGUGCCCAGAUCACCUUCUUGCUGAUGGAAAGGGUGACUGUGUGGAGAUAGAUAAUUGCACUUGUACCCACGAUGGAUUAACUUAUUCACCUGGGGACCAGAUUCAAGAUGAAUGCAACAACUGCACAUGCAAGAGCGGGAUGUGGGCUUGUACGGAUAAGGAAUGUUAUGGCACCUGCACCAUCUAUGGGGAAGGUCAUUUCCAGACUUUCGACGGCAAGAGAUAUUCUUACCAUGGGGACUGUGAAUACAUCCUAGCACAUGAUCACUGCAAUAACGAACAGAGCCCAUAUGGGUUUCACCUUGUAACAGAGAAUAUUCCCUGUGGCAGCACCAGUUCUAUUUGCUCCAAAUCCAUCAAUCUUUUCUUCGGGAGAUACAAGGUGAUUUUAUCCGAAGCUGAUGCAGUCAAAGUUGUCGUAAGCAAUGGAACUGAUUACCAAUAUCAAAUCCAUACUGUGGGAGAACACAUAAUCGUAGAGGUCAGAAAGCUUUUAAACUUAAUCUGGGACAGAAAAACAAGUCUGAUGCUUCAGCUCCAUCCAAACUUAAAGGGCAAGGUUUGUGGACUGUGUGGAAACUUUGACGGUAACGCGAAUAACGACUUUGUGAAGCACGAUGGAGAAGAGGUCACAGAUGCGGUGGUGUUUGGAAAUAGCUGGAAAGUGACGUCCAGCUGCCCGGAAGUGAACAGCUUGAUGAAUCCUUGUGAGAAAAACCCACACCGGAGUGCCUGGGCCAUGAAACAGUGCAGCAUCAUUACAAGCAACGUAUUCACCGAUUGCCAUUCACAUGUGGAUUCUGCCCCAUACUAUGAUGCCUGUGUAAGAGACACCUGUGCGUGUGACACUGGUGGGGACUGCGAAUGUUUCUGUACCGCAGUGACUGCGUAUGCUGCUGAAUGCAGAAAAAAAGGAGCUUGUAUCGCAUGGCGUAGUCCAAACAUUUGUCCAUUAUUCUGUGAGUACUACAACAACCCACAGGGUGAAUGUGAGUGGCAUUAUAAAACCUGUGGUUCGACCUGCAUGAAAACAUGCGGAAACCCAUCGGGGACCUGCUCCAAUCAAAUUCCUCUCCUUGAAGGGUGUUUCCCUCAGUGCCCUUCAGAGAGGCCAUUUUUAAAAGAGGAAACCAGAAAAUGUGUUACAGAGCCAGAGUGUGCUCCUAAAUGUGAUUAUGAUGGAAAAGAGUUCAAGAUUGGAGAAACUGUUUACCACACCACAGAUGGGUAUGGCAUGUGUUUCAUUGCUGUGUGUGGACAAGAUGGAACAAUAAAUAGAACUAUUGAAACAUGCACCACAACAGCUCCACCAUUCACUUUUACUACUCCACCCCAACAAACUACAAUGCCCUUAACACAAGCAACAACACAACCUUCAACAGAAGCAAGAACACAACCACCAACGACUGCUGUAACUCCUGGUACACCUGGUCCAACACAACCCACAACACAGCCUUCAACAGAAGGAAAAACACGACCAUCAACGACAACUGAAACUAUUGAUACACUUCCAACACACGCUUCAACAGAAGCAACACCACAACCAUCAACGACUGCUGUAACUUCUGGUAUACUUCCAACACAACCCACUACACAACCUUCAACAGAAGCAACACCACAACCAUCAACGACCACUGAAACUACUGGCACACCUCCAACACAACCCACUGCACAACCUUCAACAGAAGCAACACCACAACCAUCAACGACAACUGAAACUACUGGUACACUUCCAACACAAGCUUCUACAGAAGCAACACAACAACCUUCAACGACUGCUGUAACUACUGGUACACGUCCAACACAACCCACUACACAGCCAUCAACAGAAGCAAGAACACAACUAUCAACGACCACUGAAACUACUGGUACACUUCCAACACAACCUUCAACAGAAGCAACACAACAACCAUCAACGACUGCUGUAACUACUGCCAUCAACGACUGCUGUAACUACUGCUUCAACAGAAGCAACACAACAACCAUCAACGACUGCUGUAACUACUGGUACACCUCCAACACAACCCACGUCACAACCUUCAACAGAAGCAACACCACAACCAUCAACGACCACAGAAACUACUGCUUCAACAGAAGCAACACAACAACCAUCAACGACUGCUGUAACUACUGGUACACCUCCCAAACAACGCACUGCACAACCUUCAACAGAAGCAGCACCACAACCAUCAACAACCACUGGGACUACUGGUACACCUCCAACACAACCCACUUCACAAACUUCAACAGAAGCAACACAACAACGAUCAACAUCCGCUGUAACUACGGCUACACCUCGAACACAACCCACUGCACAACCUUCAACAGAAGCAACACCACAACCAUCGACGACCACUGCGACUACUGCUUCAACAGAAGCAACACAACAACCAUCAACGACUGCUGUAACUACUGGUACACCUCCCACACAACCCACUGCACAACCUUCAACAGAAGCAGCACCACAACCAUCAACAACCACUGGGACUACUGGUACACCUCCAACACAACCCACUUCACAAACUUCAACAGAAGCAACACAACAACCAUCAACAUCCGCUGUAACUACUGCUACACCUCGAACACAACCCACUGCACAACCUUCAACAGAAGCAACACCACAACCAUCAACGACCACUGCGACUACUGGUACGCCUCCAACUCAACCCACUGCACAACCUUCAACAGAAGCAACACCACAACCAUCAACGACCGCUGUAACUACAGAAGCAACACAACAACCAUCAACAUCCGCUGUAACUACUGCUACACCUCGAACACAACCCACUGCACAACCUUCAACAGAAGCAACACCACAACCAUCAACGACCACUGCGACUACUGGUACGCCUCCAACUCAACCCACUGCACAACCUUCAACAGAAGCAACACCACAACCAUCAACGACCGCUGUAACUACAGCUUCAACAGAAGCAACACAACAACCAUCAACGACUGCUGUAACUACUGGUACACCUCCCACACAACCCACUGCACAACCUUCAACAGAAGCAGCACCACAACCAUCAACAACCACUGGGACUACUGGUACACCUCCAACACAACCCACUUCACAAACUUCAACAGAAGCAACACAACAAUCAUCAACGACUGCUGUAACUACUGGUACACCUCCAACACAACCCACUGCACAACCUUCAACAGAAAAGCAACACCACAACCAUCAACGACCGCUGUAACUACUGCUACACCUCCAACACAGGCCACUUCACAACCUUCAACAGAAGCAACACCACAACCUUCAACGACCGCUACUGGUACACCUCCAACACAACCCACUGCACAACCUUCAACAGAAGCAACACCACAACCAUCAACGACCACUGAAACUACUGGUACAACUCCAACACAAGCUUCAACAGAAGCAACACAACAACCAUCACCGACUGCUGUAACUACUGGUACACCUCCAACACAACCCACUGCACAACCUUCAACAGAAGCAACACCACAACCAUCAACGACCACUGUAACUUCUGGUACAUUUCCAACACAACCCACUACACAGCCUUCAACAGAAGCAACAACACAACCAUCAACAACCACUGAAACUACUGGUACACUUCCAACCCAACCCACUAAAAAGCCUUCAACAGAAGCAACCACACAACCAUCAACGACCGCUGUAACUACUGGUACACAUCCAACGCAACCCAUAACACAACCUUCAACGGAGUUUACAGUGCAAACAGAAUCAAUUAGAACAGAAACUCAUGCCACUUUACCACAAGUGAAUGUUACAACAUGUUCUUGCACAUAUUUAAAUCAAACGUUUGCACCAGGGUCUGUCAUUUACAACCAAACUGACAAAGCAGACUGGUGUUACUUUGCUUACUGCAGCUCUAGCUGUACUACUCAAGUAACUAAGAAACCGUGUCAUCAAACCACUACAGUUCCACUUUCUACAGUUGCCAGAGAUUGUACUGAUGUCAAUCGAAAGAAUGGAGAAUCAUGGACUGAUGAAUGUAGCACGAAAACAUGCAUAGAUGGCCAUGUAACGUCAACCCUUGUACAGUGUGAUCCAAAUGACGCCCAAAUACCUACAUGUGCCAAUGGACUUACACCUGAGAAGGUUUAUUAUAACAAUAACUGCUGCUACAAAUAUGAGUGUCCAUGUAAAUGCAGUGGCUGGGGUGAUCCUCAUUACAAAACUUUUGACGGAAAAUAUUACACUUUCCAAGGGAACUGUUCCUACGUAUUGGUCCGAGAAAUCGUUCCUAAACAUGACAUCAGUGUCCAUGUUAAGAACUAUUACUGUAACAAUACAAAUAAUUUUGCUUGCCCUGAGUAUGUGGUGGUGAAUUACAAAUCCUAUAAAGUCAAGAUGACUAGCGACAGCGAACAGAUUCAGGUCUUUGUCAAUGAUGUUAUGAAGCUCCCAACCUUCAUGAAUGAAGCCUUCAUCAUCACCUCCUCUGGCAUGGCAGCGACUUUAACCAUCCCUGAAAUCAAAGCUGAGAUAUUAGUUAAUCAUCAUGGCUUUGAGAUCAAACUUCCAUUUUCCAACUUUAACGCUAAUACAGAGGGACAAUGUGGGGUCUGUGACAACGACCAAACAAAUGACUGCAGACGUCCUGAUGGAAAAACUGACGAAUCAUGCGAGCAUAUGGCACAACUUUGGGCAGCCACCCCAGAAUGUCAAAACUCCCCACAAAAGCCACCUGUAGCCCCACCAACCUGUACAGCAGAAGCCUGUGAGCUCAUCAAAAGCGAUUUGUUCAAUAAGUGCCAUGAAGUCGUUCCAUAUCAAAGCUUUUAUGAGGCAUGUAAAUAUGACGUGUGCAACAAGAAAACUCCAUCGUUAGUCUGCGCCAGUCUGGAGGCCUACUCACGGCAGUGUGGUGAGGCAUCCGUCUGUGUCGACUGGAGAAACGCAACUGAACUCAACGGGCUCUGUGACAACAAGUGCUCCAAUAACAAAGUGUACAAAGCAUGUGGGCCUAAAGUGGAAAAAACUUGCAGUUCAAGAUACAAUGAAAUGUUUGUGGACACAGAGUGUCUAAAGAAUGAAACAAGGUUUACAGAAGGCUGUUUCUGCCCGGAUAACACCUAUCUAUUUAGUUCAAUGUCAGAUACAUGUACAGCUAACUGCGAUUGCGUUGGCCCUGAUGGAUUACCUAGACAGCCCGGAGAUACAUGGACCAUUGGCUGUACAACGUAUAAAUGUUCUGAUGAGAGCUUUGGUGUUGUGAAAGAGCCUGUUAUAUGUCCAAGUAUAGAGCCAUGUGGUGAAGAAUACAAAACAACUUUGAGCAACUGCUGUCCAACUUGUGAAUGCAAUGUCGAGCUGUGUCUUAGCAAGAAAUGUGAUGUGGGAUACGAGUUCGCAACAAAUGCAUCUGGGGAGGGUUGCUGUCCAGCCUGUGUUCCCAAAGAUGUCUGCGUGUACAAUGGCAAUGAGUACAAACCUGGCGUUAAAAUCCCCUCAGAUCCAUGCACCCAAUGCAGAUGUGAAAUGGAAAGAGACCCAGAGACUAACCUACAUGUUGUGCAAUGUUUCUCAAUGAUGUGUGAACCUUGUGGUCAGGGUUUUGAAGAGGUGAGGGUGGAAGGAGAGUGUUGCCCAACAUGUAAGCCAUCGGGAUGCAUCUACCAAUCCAACAGCACCUUACAAAUUCUCAAGGUCGGAGAAGUGCACAGAUCCGCAUGCGAGACGUUGACCUGCCAUGUAGUCGAUGGGUCAUUUUUAAUAGAAAAGACAACAAAACAAUGCCCUGAAUUCAAUUCAGAUGACUGUUUGCCCGGGACUGAGAGAUUGGAUGCAGAUGGAUGUUGUCAAAUCUGUGAUCACAACGACUGCAACCUCCUAAAGAAUACCACUCAUGUGAACGUAAAUGACUGCACAUCCAUCGAUCCUAUAGAAGUGACGUCCUGCAGUGGCCACUGUGACACCCUAUCAAUGUAUUCAAUGGAGGCAAACAAAAUGAUGCACAGCUGUUCUUGUUGUCGGGAGUUGAAAACCAGCACGAAACAAGUGAAGCUGAAGUGUUCUGAUAACAGCGAGAUCACGCAUGACUACGUCUACAUUGACAGCUGUCAAUGCGAGCUGACCAAAUGUCAGGACUGAAGACUGGACAGCAGCUAAAUUCAACCUCUACUUAACCUUGCUUUGAUUGAAUGUGACUAUUGCAAUUUAAAAAAUAUUUGCAAGAUUGAAAGAUAAUGGUGAAUGAAUUAAAAAUCUUCCCGCUUUUAUACUUAUGGCAAAGUUCAUUGUAAUCACUUUAAUGUUUCUCUUCAAUAAUCUUGGUUCUUCUAUAAAAAUAAUAAAAUGACAUAUAGAAUAGUUGAUUUCAAUGCUUAACACA
Molecule: messenger RNA, 8814 nt
Organism: Triplophysa dalaica
Lineage: Eukaryota; Metazoa; Chordata; Actinopteri; Cypriniformes; Nemacheilidae
Product: mucin-2-like
Exons: 54
Coding region: 27-8573 (2848 amino acids)
Cellular component (GO): extracellular matrix
Molecular function (GO): protein binding
Source: RefSeq, a predicted model, not a curated record